Molecule: messenger RNA, 861 nt
Organism: Nipponia nippon (crested ibis)
Lineage: Eukaryota; Metazoa; Chordata; Aves; Pelecaniformes; Threskiornithidae
Source: RefSeq, a predicted model, not a curated record
AUGUCCCUAUCCCAGGUGAUCCAGUCUCAGGUGUCCCUGUCCCAGAUGUCCCAGUCCCAGGCGUCCCUGUCCCAGGUUUCCCAGUCCCAGGUGUCCCUGUUCCCAGUGUCCCAGUCCCAGGUGACCCAGGUGUCCCAGUCCCAGGUGUCCCAGUCCCCGUGUCCGGCUGAGACCAAGGGAACCCCGCAGCUCUGUGCCCUCAGCAGCAGGUGGCUGGGAGCCCCCCUGGAGCAGUUGCCCACCCCGGCGCUGACCCUGGACCAGGCGACGCUGCGGCACAACGCCGAGCGCAUGCGGGAGCGCUGCCGGGCCCUCGGCCUCCGCCUGCGCCCCCACGUCAAGACCCACAAGACGCUGCGGCAGGCAGGCGUGCCGUGUCCCCAGGCCAGCAUCGGCUCCACGCCGUCCUGCAGCCACCCGGUGCCGGAGAUGGCCCAGCUCACCGAGCUCCACCCGGGCAACUAUCUCUUCUACGACCUUCAGCAGACCCAGCUGGGUUCCUGUCGCCCGGAGGAGGUGGCCAUCCGCGUCCUGACCAGGGUCAUCGGUCACUACCCCCACCGCAAGCAGCUGCUGGUGGAUUGCGGGUGGGCAGCCCUCAGCCUCCACGGCCGGGACCAGGCGCCCCUGGGCUGCGCCGCCAUCGAGGGGCACCCCCAGCUCAGGCUGGUGGGGCUGACGCAGGAGCACGGGCAGGUGGAGGCCAUCGAUGGACGGUUGGAUUUCGAGCGCUUCCCGUUGGGCAGCACCCUGGCUCUCAUCCCCUUCCACGCCUGCGCCACCGCCGCCAUGCACCCUGUCUACUACGUCCACGCCGAGGGGAAGGUGGUGGAGCUCUGGCACCCCGUCCGCGGCUGGUAG